Molecule: messenger RNA, 4443 nt
Organism: Trichechus manatus latirostris (Florida manatee)
Lineage: Eukaryota; Metazoa; Chordata; Mammalia; Sirenia; Trichechidae
Gene: ATG13
Product: autophagy related 13
Exons: 19
Coding region: 441-2093 (550 amino acids)
Biological process (GO): protein localization to phagophore assembly site; autophagosome assembly; piecemeal microautophagy of the nucleus
Cellular component (GO): Atg1/ULK1 kinase complex; cytosol; phagophore assembly site
Source: RefSeq, a predicted model, not a curated record
ACUGAGGAUGACGGCGCUUGGAACCGACUGGCUGCUGGGCUUAAGGCUGGAGUAAUCGCCUGAGCUGUGAGGGGAGCCCUAAGGAGCGCCGGUCGACGUGAGUGAGAAAACCCGCGCAGUUCUGGGAGCGGAGCGAAACACCCGGGCCUACAAGACCGGAGCCUCCUGCGGCGUGAGGUAUCUUUCUGCGACCCGUGCUGUCACUGCAGCCCCGGAGCGCGGAGCCCUCAGCCAGGAGGCGCGGCUGGUCGGCCCCAGGCCCCGGCCUCCGUAAUGAGAGUCCCGAGCCACUAUCUGUGCCGCAGCCUCGCAGGUGAGGGUGACUUGACUAGUGAAAAAAGGGACCGAAGGUUCACGACUGUCUUCUUACUGGGAGUGGAACGGCCUUUGGAAACCUGCGACUCAUUCUCAUUAAAUAAAUCUCUGGAUUCCUAUAGGCAAUGGAAACUGAUCUCAGUUCCCAGGACAGGAAGGACCUGGACAAGUUCAUUAAGUUUUUUGCCCUCAAGACUGUCCAAGUGAUUGUCCAGGCUCGACUUGGCGAGAAGAUUUGUACUCGUUCAUCCUCAUCCCCAACGGGUUCAGAUUGGUUCAACUUAGCAAUCAAGGACAUCCCAGAGGUUACACAUGAAGCUAAGAAGGCACUGGCAGGGCAGCUGCCUGCUGUCGGAAGGUCUAUGUGUGUGGAAAUCUCACUCAAGACUUCUGAGGGAGAUUCCAUGGAGCUGGAAAUUUGGUGUCUUGAAAUGAAUGAAAAGUGUGAUAAAGAAAUCAAAGUUUCCUACACGGUAUACAACAGACUGUCCUUGCUCCUGAAGUCUCUCCUUGCUAUAACUAGGGUGACACCAGCCUACAGGCUCUCCAGAAAACAAGGGCAUGAGUAUGUCAUAUUGUACAGAAUAUAUUUUGGGGAAGUGCAGCUGAAUGGCUUAGGAGAAGGCUUCCAAACAGUUCGUGUUGGGACAGUGGGCACUCCUGUGGGCACCAUCACUCUUUCUUGUGCUUACAGAAUUAACUUGGCAUUCAUGUCUACCAGGCAAUUUGAGAGAACCCCACCUAUCAUGGGGAUUAUCAUUGAUCACUUUGUGGACCGUCCCUAUCCCAGCACCUCGCCCAUGCACCCCUGCAAUUACAGAACUGCUGGUGAGGACACUGGACUUACAUACCCAUCUGUGGAAGACUCUCAGGAAGUGUGUACCACCUCUUUUUCCACCUCCCCUCCAACCCAGUGUGUGUUUACUGUCACAAAGGCACAUUUUCAGACCCCUACUCCUGUGGUGACGGACACCCUGAGAGUCCCCAUGGCAGGACUGGCCUUUUCCCAUCAACUCUCAAGUUCUCGCCUUUCCUAUCAGCCUGCUGCCCUGGGCGUUGGAUCAGCUGACCUGGCUUAUCCAGUAGUGUUUGCUGCUGGCUUAAAUGCUACACACCCUCACCAGCUAAUGGUUCCUGGGAAGGAAGGCGGGCUACCACUUGCUCCCAACCAGCCUGCCCACGGCGCCCAAGCUGACCAGGAGAGAUUGGCAACCUACACCCCUUCUGAUGGGGCCCACUGUGCUGCCACACCUUCAAGCAGUGAGGAUACUGAAACCGUGUCAAACAGCAGUGAGGGACGGGCCUCCCCCAACGAUGUCUUGGAGACCAUCUUUGUCCGGAAAGUGGGAGCUUUUGUCAACAAACCAAUCAACCAGGUGACCCUGACCAGUUUAGACAUCCCCUUUGCCAUGUUUGCUCCCAAGAAUUUGGAGCUGGAGGAUGCUGAUCCCAUGGUGAACCCUCCAGAUUCCCCAGAGACUGGAUCUCCUCUCCAAGGCAGCCUGCACUCUGAGGGCUCCAGCGGGGGUAGCAGUGGUAAUACCCAUGACGACUUCGUGAUGAUCAACUUUAAACCAGCUUUUUCUAAAGACGACAUUCUUCCAAUGGACUUGGGGACCUUCUAUCGUGAAUUUCAGAACCCCCCUCAGCUGAGCAGCCUCUCCAUAGACAUUGGCGCACAGUCCAUGGCUGAGGACUUGGACUCAUUACCAGAGAAGCUGGCUGUGCAUGAGAAGAAUGUCAGAGAAUUUGAUGCCUUUGUAGAAACCCUGCAGUAAAAGUUGGUGUCCUCAAGUACCAGCAGCAUCCCCUUUUUUGUGGUCCCUGGGGACAGAGGGCUGCCUCCUCAUCAGCUGCUCCCAUUCCUACCCUGCUUCAAGAUGGUGGAGGGGAGGAUGAUUCCCCCAUGGAGGGUCCAGAAGUCCUGCUCUUGCACCUCCUGGAGACUCCACGGCUGCAGUCAAGCCCAGUAAUAGCAUUUGAAAGGACUUACCCUGUGGCCUUGGAGAUGGAAAAACCCUCUGUAACAAAAGGGUCCUCAGUGGGGCCAUCUGCUUACACUCUAUCCCCAACUGCUUCACAAAGGGUGACAUCCUAUCUGCCUGCUGCCAGCCUCCUAUCCUGGGUCAGCCCUGCAGCUGGCCGCUCGCCUGCCGUUACUGUCAACCACUUGACAUUCCAGCUGGUGGCCCAGAGACUGGUGUGGAGGCAGAAAGAGGAAGGAGACAGUGCUGAGAGGAAAGAAAGAAAGGGUCCUUUAGGCUCUCUUUGUUGUCUCCUUUAGUUCCGGGUAUCUUCUUCCUCUUUCUCUCCCCCUCUCUCUCCUCUCUGUCCCUGUGCCUGUACUUCUGGCAAUAUGACAGGCCUGUGUGCCCAAGAUGAUGAGAACUCCAAAGCCAGCCAGCCCCACUGUUGAAGGUUGUGUCAGUCCAUCCCUUAUCAUAGGCUACAAGCAGCCCUGGUGGCUGCCUGCGCUCAGCUUCUCGGCUACGUGGGAAGUAAAAACAGAAUCCUACAUCUCUAGAAUUCUGUCACUGAGAUUCAUAGGAAAGGUUCUUCUCUUUUCCUUUCCUCCCUCCCCCCAUUACUGCUCCUUGGUUAUAGAAUACAGUAAAUAUUUAUUACUUUCAGAGAAGUCAGAUAUUUUAUAGAGAAAAUAUGUUUGAGGUUAGUUGUUUUCACUUGGGGAAGGUGGCGGGCCUCUUCCUGGAGUUGGGACCUCCUCCUCUGGAGGUUCCUCAGAAUCCAGAUUGCUGCUCUGAGGAUCCUCCUUUCUGUGACAUAUAAGAUGGGAUCCAAGAAUAGGGCUGGCUCGGGGCCAAGUAGCCUCCUAGAGUCGCUGGAUUUGAACUGACCACAGGCUUUACCGUGGACACCUCAAUGUUCCUGGUGAGAACCUUGAGUCUUCACAGCUUCUGCAGAGUGACUGACUCCGUUCUGGCAGCCCAGGAAGUCUUGCGUGUUAAAUGUGAUGACUCCCCAGAGCUGGGCCACAUUCAGUGCCCAGGGGCAUUGUGCGUGCCCCCCAGUGGACUAGAGAAGGCCAGACGUCUCUGCUGCUGGUGUACUUGUUCCUGAUCCUUGGGGCUGGGCUGACCUCUUCCUCCUUCCACUUGGGCCUGGCCACCAUCUCUCUUUAAUCCCAGGGCCUGCACACUGCCCCGGGGUUCACUAGUUGGAUUGGUUCCUUGUUGAGAAACCAAAGCUGGGCAUAUGAUUGACUUAACCCUUCAGGCAUUGUUACAUGAUUAAGUCAGGUACCUAGCCUUGCUCACCACCUGUCAUCUGUCCAUCUCCCAGCCUAACUAGUAGCCCUGGCCAAGGAAACUCGCCUGCCCCAUUCCCCCUGGCCCACCUGGGGUGUUCAUUGGCAGCAGCUGUUCUUCAGUGGAGCAGGUGGCUCUCAACUGCUUGUUAGUAAACUGCAUGUGACACAGUUCCACCUACAAGGCUGACCUUGAGGGCUGGAAGGGGCUCUGCUGUCUCAGCUGAGGCUGAGCCCAGCCCUGUGCAUGCAUUCUCCUGCCACAAAGAAACAGUCCCAGCAGUGGUGUCCAAUGGCCCUCCUAUCGUAGGGCCAGGGCACUUCUCUGUGUUGGCCACACCCAUAGCCUGCUAAACCAAUCCACAUUUACCCCUAGGCUCCAGGGCUGAAAAGGGUGGAGGCCCCUGUUAAGUUAUUGAUAGCCCCCCAUCUCAGCUGUCUUUCCGAGGCCUUGCAUGGAAAGGCCUGUUAGCCAUUGUCCCAAACAGUCCUCUUCAGCUCCUAGUUGUUGGCCUGUGCAGACAGCAGCCUUUCUCCAGGACCCCACUAGUGAGAGGCCAGGGAGGGUGAGCCCUGACUUCAGACUGAGUCUGGGAGCAGCAAAGCAACUGUCAAGGCCGGCCCUUGCCCCUCAGCCAUGUACAAUUAAAGGUAUGAGCCCUAGACUGAACUUCACCCUGGGAUAGGGCUGGGACCAGACAUAUGUCUCCAGGUGGCAGCAUCCCUUCUCCUCCAUCCUACCUUGUUUGGAAUUACUGAGUUGCAAUUUAAAAUGUAUUAAAGAGAUUUCCAGUAAAUUUUUUUCUGUACUUUAACAGCCUCCUGUCCUGCAAGUUGUCUGAACACCUAGCUCACCCUCCAUC